Cyphellophora europaea CBS 101466 is the source of this 1221-nucleotide messenger RNA. RefSeq lists its product as uncharacterized. Gene Ontology annotation, molecular function: oxidoreductase activity. The record is from RefSeq and is a predicted model, not a curated record. Bases 1 to 1221 code for a protein of 406 amino acids. NCBI's taxonomy places the organism in Eukaryota, Fungi, Ascomycota, Eurotiomycetes, Chaetothyriales, Cyphellophoraceae. The transcript has a single exon.
AUGGCACCAGCCAUUGUACAAACACAUUCAGCUGACGCGAUCAAAGCGCCCUCCAAGGCCGUCGACACCUCCAUCUUCCCGGACGGGAUCAAGACCUCUGGUCAGCUGGAUCCAAUCUACGACCAGCUGCAGCCAUACAGUGUAUUCCCCAAAGAAAUAUCCAGCUCAGCGCCAACGUUCUGGGAGACUUCGGACUACCAGAACAACCCUUCUUUAUGGCAGCACCCCUUUUCCUUCGAAGAACUCGCAUCUUUGUCCAAGGCUGCCGAUGACUUCAUCAAUCAGGGCCUACCACUAGAGGCCAUUUCACCUGCCAAUUUCUUCCUGGCUCCUGAGCUUGUGGCCGGUCUAGCUUCGAUGCGCAACGAGCUAUUGAACGGCAAAGGCUUCUUACUCUACAAAGGCUUCCCAGUUAAGGAAUGGGGUAUACACAAGUCCGGCGUCGCCUACUUCGGCCUUGGCUGCUACCUGGGCCUUCCUGUAUCUCAAAACUCGCGUGGGCACAUCCUUGGACAUGUCAAGGACUUGGGCGAGGACAGCACGCAGAUUGACAAAGUCCGUAUCUACCGCACAAACGCACGUCAGUUCUUCCACGCGGAUGAUUGUGACCUCGUUGGGCUUCUCUGCCUAUCUCGCGCUGAAGAAGGUGGGGAAAGUGAUAUUGCUUCUGUGCACAAAGUGUGGAAUAUCCUCCAAGCUGAACGUCCUGAUAUUGCCGAGCUUUUCACCAAACCAAUCUGGUAUUUCGAUCGCAAAGGUGAGACGUCAAAAGGUCAACAAGAAUGGAUCCGCACGGCCGUCUUCUAUCUCGAGACACCUGCAGCUGGGAAAGAGCAGCGUGUCUAUUGCAAAUGGGACCCAUACUUUGUUCGCUCCCUGGCUCGCUUCUCCGAUCAAGGAAUCAUCCCUCCUCUGUCCCCCGAGCAAAAGGAGGCUGCCGAAGUGUUGGAAGCCACCUGCAACCGAGUCAAGCUACAUAUGAUUUUGGAGGUGGGUGAUAUUCAAUUCGUCGCCAACAGCCACGUCUUGCACGCACGAACUGCAUACAGGGAUUACAGUCCAGACUCCGGCAUGCCUCGAAGACAUCUCAUGAGACUCUGGCUUGCGACAUCUGAAGAUGAAGGUGGCUGGCGUCUGCCUUUCAGCGAUUCAAGAGAAAAGAAGAGGGGUGGUAUUCAGGUUGAUGAUACGCCUCCUGUGGCGAGACUCGAUGCAGAUUAG